UUGUUAUGCUGAACCAGUAUCAUCAGUUUCAUUGCGUCGUAGAUCGUAGAGUUACUAAACAAAUUACAAGUGGUUUGAAUUAAUUAAAUAAAUGUGAUUUUUAAUUAUUUAUUUAAACAUAAAUUAUUUUGUAAUUCUGGUGAAUAUAAAAAAUAUAAAACAAAAGUAUUAAGAUUAUAUUUGCUGAUUAAGCACGGGUUAUCUUUUUAUUGUUCUUUGUGUUAUCACGACAAUAAUAAUAAUGGAUUUGAUCAAGAAAAAAUUUCUGGAGUGGCACGGAAAUGUAGAAAGAAAAAUUCCAUGUCACUUUUGUAGCAUUAAAUUAUCAGAUGAAAUUUAUUCAUGUCAUUUUGGUCAUGAUGUUUGUAGAAGGUGUAAAACUGACUCAUGUAUUGCUUGUAAAAUAUCAUCUUCAUUUUUUCGAAAUAAUGUCGCUGAAUUUUUGAUAGCAGAAUUAAAUAAGUUGAAGAAUGAUGUUGAGUCAUUGGACGAGUCAGCUUUUGAAAUCAAAAAAGCCGAAAAAAGUGCUAAAAAACUAAAUACAUGUACACAGACUAAAAUUGUACGUAAUCAUAAAAUCUGUAUGGUUACUGAAAAAGAUAUUAAAAAUUCAAUUGAAAAUAAAUCGUCACUAAAUGAAACAAAAGUUCAUGAAAAUAAACCGUUAGAUAAUGAAACAAAAGUUACUGAAGUCAAGUCAGAUGAUAAUUCAGCAAAUCAUUGGGGAUUUUAUCCAUGCUGGAUUGGGGAUUGCAAUUUUAAAGCAGCUUAUUCUCAUAUUCUUCAACAUUUAAAAGACAAUCAUGCUCAAAUGUUCACCGUGCAUCCAUUUAAAAAAUGGCCACAUAUGAUUAAUUGGAGCUUGAAUUAUGGUGGAGCUGAUAGCCGUGAGGAUAGAGCUUUUGAAAUUCAAGGCGUUGGAUUAUUUAAUCUUCACAUAUUUAUUAAUCAUGAUCAACACAUAAAGGCUCGUAUAUUUAUGUAUGAAAGCGGUAAAACUGCAGUUAAAUAUGGUUAUGAAAUAGAAAUUCAGUGUGAGGAUAAAAAGAAAUCGUUUGGUGCAGAGGUUGACAGUAGCCGUAUUCCACGUAAUUCACUUCAUGAUCGAAGCAAAGGAUUAUUUAUUAGUAGCCAAUCACUCUUGCACGAUGAAAUAAAACAAAACUUAAGGUACAAAUGCUCGGUUCAGAUUAAAAAACUCGAUGAAACUUCUGAUGAUAAAAGAAAUGUCAAUGCUGAUGUAGGAGAUAAGGCAACACCGAUAAAGCAGCUAGAACAUAAUCAGAGGAAAGAUUAUCAAAAACUCAAACCAUCGAACAGAAAACAAUUCAAACCAACACGAAAAAAUGCGAACAAUUUUAAAGAUAAAUCAAAUAUUCCAGAACUGCUAGACCUUAAGACAACAAAGCCAUCAGUUAAUCAGGUGCAAUCUACUCACAAUUAUCCACCAAGGGCAGCAGGAGUACAUCCACUGCAACCUCAACAACUCUACCCUAAUCUAAAACAAGAAUUUAAUUAUCAACAAAUGCAUCAGACUCCGCAGUAUCCACAAAUGGUAAAUAAUCAUUUCGGUACGAAUAUGCCACCGCCUUCUCUUUAUCCCCAUCCGCAAGUAAUUAAAGAUGAACAGGCUUAUCAACGAAGUGCAUCUCCGUUCGUUAAUCAUCACCCACAUAACAUGGGUAAUCAAUCUUUUGGUGUUCCUACUCAACCAUCGGCUCCUUCUAUUGACAUAGAAUCCCUUCACAUUUCCCGAAGUUCAAAUAAACCUGGAAAUUUUACUGCAGCUGAUUUAGAGAGACAAAAAUCAAUCCAACAGAAAAUUGAAGAACGUGAAAAAAUUCGUUUAAUAGAAUCAGGUGCUGAGGCAUUCGAUAUUAAUUAUGAUGAGGACAAGAAAAGGCAUAAUGGCAAGUCUAGAAAAGAUAGCUCUGAUUUCCGUCAGAAAAAGUCUAACGGCGAUUGUGUUGUGUGUUAAUUAAUUACUUUACUUUUUUUAUUCUUCUAGUAAUUAAUAUAAAUGCAUCUUAAUAAAUAAAUAUAUAUAUAUAUAUAUAUAUAUAUAUAUAUU
Molecule: messenger RNA, 2071 nt
Organism: Microplitis mediator
Lineage: Eukaryota; Metazoa; Arthropoda; Insecta; Hymenoptera; Braconidae
Exons: 5
Coding region: 242-1978 (578 amino acids)
Source: RefSeq, a predicted model, not a curated record